AUGAGCCUAGUAUCAUGCUGUUGGGCCCAAACGCGAACAAUUGGCCAGGCUGGAUUGAACUUGCUGGAAGUAUCGGAAGGGUUUGUGGCCACUUUUUACGCUGAUCAAGUUGGUCAAAUAACCAUCGGCUACGGACACGCUUGCAUUUGGCAUAACAAUUGCGAUAAUAUUACCCCUCCCAUCACUAUGGCCCAGGGUGUUCAAAUACUAAUGAGCGAUCUAGUUGAGUUCGAAAAUUGUGUUAACGCUGCUGCGCCCCAGCUCAAUCAAAAUCAAUUUGACGCGUGCGUGGACUUUGCAUUCAACAUGGGUUGUGGGGCUUUCCAGAGUUCUACCAUAUUGAGUUACAUUAACCAGGGUAAUUAUGCGGCGGGUGCUCAAGCAUUCAAUCAAUACAAUUCAAUUGGCGGUCAAGUGAUUGCUGGUCUCACUGUCCGGCGCGCGGCGGAGGCGCAACUGUUUUCCAGCUAAAUCUACCAUAAAGUGUUAAUUUUAUCAUGCUCUUUUAAUAAUUUGCAU
Messenger RNA from Medioppia subpectinata, 519 nucleotides. The record is from the annotation of a GenBank genome assembly. Lineage: Eukaryota; Metazoa; Arthropoda; Arachnida; Sarcoptiformes; Oppiidae.